Messenger RNA from Melospiza georgiana, 1885 nucleotides. It is a transcript of the gene YPEL2, whose product is annotated as yippee like 2. The transcript is spliced from 5 exons. The coding region runs from base 263 to 622 and encodes 119 amino acids. NCBI's taxonomy places the organism in Eukaryota, Metazoa, Chordata, Aves, Passeriformes, Passerellidae. The record is from RefSeq and is a predicted model, not a curated record.
GGGCUCUGUGCGCGUCGGCGGCCGCCGCGCUCGGUCCGCGCCGGGACGCGCUCGGUGCGGCCGCGGUUUCCGCGCAGUCCCCUGCUCCUGGUGCCCGAAUCCCUUCGUCUGGAGCAUCAGCAGCGUGUGGAGCCCGCCCCACACAGCCCACCCCUGCCAAACCACGGCCUUUACCUGCGUGUUCCGCUGUUUCCCGUGCGACCCCUCCUGCGGGAGCGCCUCCUGGGCCACCCCCGACUUCAGCCAGCGCUCCGUGGCUCCAAUGGUGAAGAUGACGAGGUCCAAGACUUUCCAGGCGUAUCUGCCUUCCUGCCACAGGACCUACAGCUGCAUCCACUGCAGGGCUCACCUGGCCAACCACGAUGAGCUCAUCUCCAAGUCCUUCCAGGGCAGCCAAGGACGAGCUUACCUCUUCAACUCCGUAGUGAACGUGGGCUGUGGCCCCGCAGAGGAGCGGGUGUUGUUAACGGGACUGCACGCCGUGGCAGAUAUUUACUGUGAAAACUGCAAAACCACGCUGGGCUGGAAAUAUGAACACGCUUUUGAAAGCAGCCAGAAGUAUAAAGAAGGCAAAUACAUCAUUGAACUAGCUCACAUGAUCAAGGACAACGGCUGGGACUGAGCAGAGCCAGCCCUGCAGUGCCAGAGAUGCCAUCCAGCCCAACAUUGUACCCAAGAGUGAGAGAGUGACUGAACGCUUGGUUCCAUGCAUUUAGAGGCUCUGCAACCCGGGAGCAUCUUCACACCCUUCUCCAUCUUUAUUGGUGACUGGCCUCUAAAUUCCUGUCUCUCUGUCUCUUUGCUUUGUAUCUGUCUGUGAGUUGACCCUGGCUGCUUCUCUCUCUGUUGUGUUGGCUCAGAGAAUGCACCGAAUGCCCGACAGCCAUUCCAUGUGCCCAGAGCUCCACCCAGCCUGGCCUGGGCUCUCCUGGCACCUCCCAGCUGGUGCCAAACCCCGAGGUUGGGCAGGAGAAGGUGGGGCAGGGGUGGGGAACCAUCAGAGGGUGAUGCUGUGCUGCUCCUUUCAGUCCUGGGUAAGCGAGGCUUGAAACCAUCUCCUUGUGUAAAUGGACAGAGAAAUACCUGCUUGUGGAAAUGGAUAGAGAAAUAUCCACUUGUCUGAGUGGAUACAGAAAUAUCCACUUGUCUGAAUGGAUAGAGAAAUACCCACGUGUCUGAAUGGAUAGAGAAAUAUCCACUUGUCUAAGAAGGACACAGGAAUAUCUCCUUGUGUGAAAGGACAGAGUUACCUCGUGGCUGUGUUUUCUCUCUGAAUCCAUCAGUGGCAGAGCCAGUUCCCCCACAAUCUGUGUUUUGGUUGCUGUUUGUGAGCUCCUUGUUGCAGGGGAGGUUCCUGCCUCUCCUUUUCCUUGCUGGUUCAGGGUAGGGAGGCUGAAGGUCCCAGCUGAGCACGGCCAUAGGGAGCAUCCCCAUGGCUGGAGAAACCAAAUCCUGAGCUGUGAGCCCUUCAGAGAGGAGGAGAAAACCACUCCAGGCACAAGGAGGCUGGAGCUGCAGCCUGGAGAAUGUGGAGAGGUGAAAAAAGGCACGUGUGAGGCAAGGAGGGGGAAAUUCCAUAGAGGAGGAUGGGGACAAACAGUGGCAGAGGGUACCCCUGGAUUUCCUGGCCUCCCCUGAGCACCCUUGGUGGUGUUGCACCAAUCUUUCACAAGUGCAAGGAGGAAAAUGCUGUUACAGAACCUUUUCCUCGGAUGCCAGGCUCAGAAAAUGCACGGAAGUGGGGCGAGGAGGGAGCUGAGUGGUGGCAGCUGUGGGGCACAGGUGGAUAUUUCAUCCCUGAGGUAUCCUCCCCCCUUUCCCCACUCCCAGCAGCCCAGUGCAGGCACGGGGAGAGUGGGAAAGGAAAAAAGGAAAAAAAAAGAAA